ACAGUCUAAAGAGUAAAGACUCUAAAUCCUCUCGAACAUUCACAAAUCUCGAACAUCAACAUCAUGUUCUAGAAAUUCCCUUCAUUUCCCUCCAUUUGAACUAUGCAGAAUUAGGGUUCGCUUCUGAUGUUAUCAACGAUAAAUUUUGUGUGUCCUUCGUUCUUGAUGAUUACUUGGUAAAUUUCUUGGUUCAUGUUUGUCAUUCUUCAAAAGGUGAGAUCACAUUCUAACUUUGAAAUGUAUUCGUUAAGCAGAAUAGCUGUUAAUGGAGUUGUAUCUCCAUUUCCUAACCACAGAGUGACCUUAAAAUCUUUUUCAAUUGUGAUUAACUUAAGAAAUUUCAACAGAUUGCCUAUGCAGAAACUGAAGAUGUCAAGUUCUUUAAACCCUAAUUUUGUUAAACAGAAUUGCAUAUCUUUGAUCCCUAACUUUGUUAAGAAGAAUUCUAGUACUUUGAUUACAGAAUUGGUUAAACGGUUUUCAUCUUUAGUGAUGAAAAUUAUGACAGUCUAUGUUCUUUUUAGAGUAGCUGUAAAACUGUUAGAGAAAUGUAUUUUUGAAACGGUAGUGCGAUCAAAAUUUAGAGUUGGUGAUCACAUUACAACUACUGUUGAUGGUGAAGAAGUUAGGGGCUUUGUUGAGCUAAUAGGAUGGUUUGGUACUACAAUUAGAAUGGAAAAUGGGAACCUAUUUUACAUCUCAAAUGGAAAAUUUGGUUCAGUCGACAUUUUGAGGCGGGCUGUUUCUUGGAAAUACGACAAAGAUUUUGAGAUUGAUAGUAUAUAUGUCUUCUGGAAUCCUAUCAAAGAAGAGGACAAAGGGUUGGAGCUGGGAAAUAUUUUACGAAAGAUCUAUCUCACUCUAAAAACAAUACUGAUAGCCUAUGUUAUUUCCUGAUGCUUAUGUUGGUGCCAUGAAGUUUUUGUGGGACAAUCACCAUGUACUAUUUGGUGCGGCCGAUGUCUUUCAUUCCUCCUCUCAGUUAAGCUCUAUGUUGCUGCUUGUUUUUUUUAGGACACCAUGUUUUUAAAGCUUGUUAAGGUUAUUGGUGCUACUAAAAACUGCCCCUGUAGAUUCAAUAAGCUCGACUGACUCUUCCCUUGUCAAGGUUACGUGUGCUACUGAAGCUUCCACUUGAGGUUUGAGCUCGACAGAUUCUGCAGUCUGCAAGAUUUCUAUUACUGUUAAGCUUUCACUGUGGAUUCAGUGAGCUCGACGGAUUCUUCUUGAACGCUUAUCUUGAUCAGAAGUUCAAGGUUUUUGAUGUUUUCUUUUUUUGUUUUUGAUCAGACAGCUGGGGAGUUUUUUAUGUUACAUACUGUAUAUAUCUAGUUUUAGGUUUCGUUCAAAUCUUGAGAAUGGAAUCAAUCAAUCAAUAGGUAGAUGUUAAUAGCUACAGGUUUACUUAAUGGGAAAGAAAUGGCUAGUCAUACACAGUUCUAACUACGAAGUGAUGCCCUGACCUGGUUACACGUUUUGCAGAAGGAUUCUGAAAGCUCUUGCAAGACAGAUGCUAGAUUAAAGGAUAUCAAGUACUUAACUAGUUUAAUUUGUAAUUUUCUAUUUCUGACAAGGCUUUGUAAUAUUAAUGCACAUUCACUUGGUGUUUUAGACAGCACCCCUAGUCUGGCUUUCCACCAUUCUG
This is a messenger RNA of Papaver somniferum (opium poppy), 1645 nucleotides long. RefSeq lists its product as uncharacterized. The record is from RefSeq and is a predicted model, not a curated record. The coding region runs from base 193 to 897 and encodes 234 amino acids. Gene Ontology annotation, cellular component: membrane. The transcript is spliced from 2 exons. NCBI's taxonomy places the organism in Eukaryota, Viridiplantae, Streptophyta, Magnoliopsida, Ranunculales, Papaveraceae. Gene Ontology annotation, biological process: transmembrane transport.